Bombus pyrosoma is the source of this 1834-nucleotide messenger RNA. It is a transcript of the gene KFase, whose product is annotated as kynurenine formamidase. The transcript has 9 exons. The record is from RefSeq and is a predicted model, not a curated record. Bases 625 to 1455 code for a protein of 276 amino acids. Lineage: Eukaryota; Metazoa; Arthropoda; Insecta; Hymenoptera; Apidae.
ACUAUCAUGAAUAAUUAUGUAAAUGACCAGAAUCCUUCAAUCAUUGACAGAAAGCUUAAUUGUAAGAUUAUUAUCUAAGUCAUCUAAAAUUCUAUAAGUUUUAAUGAAUAAUCGACUUAAAUUUUGUUUUCACUGUACAAAUCGUAUCAUCCAAUUCCUAGAAGUGAAAGUACAUGUAUCGAUAAGAAGUAAUUGUGUAUUGCAAUCUGAUGUAAGUUCUAUAGUCAUGCUCAUGUAACAGUAGCGCAAUCUACAAUCAAGGGAGUCACGAUAUUUAAUACCAGAAUUUCAGAGAAUGUACAAGUAAUUUUUAUUAAAUGACGGAACAUUCAGUGAAUUAUAUCGCAACUGUUGAAAUAAACUGAUAAAUCGCAUCCUUUUAGUUAAAACUCAUUAUCUGUUUAACGAUAUCGUGAAUUUUAUCAAAAAUUCGAAGACGUGAUAUUAAAGAGAGUGUCUCCAAUAAGAACAUAGUUAUCAUUACAACUAAAUUUUUCUUGUUUGAAGUUGGGACGUAUACGUGAAUAUAUGGAUUAAAGAUGCCUAUUUCGAAUUGCAUUUGUUUGGUUUUAGAAACAGGAGGUACUCUAUACUCCUAGCAAAUGGAGUAAGAGGUUCGAUCAAAUGCAAAUAUUAUCAAAUUAUUAUAAAUUUGCUAAAAAGGUUACCGAUGAUGCUCGUAAAAAUUUUAAAUGCGAAUUAAAUAUCCCAUAUGGAACAACAGAACGAACUAAAUAUGAUAUCUAUGGAGCUGACUUACCCAAAGAUUCCCCCAUAUUUAUAUUCAUUCACGGUGGUUAUUGGCAAGAAGGUAGCAAAGAUUUUGCUGCAUUUACAGUUCCUGUCUUUGUUAAUAAAGGAAUUAAAGUAAUAACCAUUGGCUACGAUUUAUGUCCUAAUGUCAAAUUUGGGGAUAUAAUAUCUCAGAUACAAAUAGCGAUUAAACAUAUAUUAAAGUAUGCAUUGAAUCUCGAAUGUAGGAAUGUUUGGCUCUCUGGUCAUAGCGCUGGCGCACAUUUAGCAUCCAGCAUUUUGUAUGAUAAAUUAUGGUUGGAUGAAAUGACGAAAAACGGAUACUUAAAUCUACUAAAAGGUAUUGUGUUAAUAGGAGGCGUUUAUAAUUUGAAUCCCCUGCUCGAUACGAAUAUUGUUACGCCUUUGAAACUUACAAAAGAUGAAAUCAACACAUAUAGCUUUACCACUCUUGAUACCAAAAAUAACACACACAUCCAAGGGUUGAAAGUUAUUGUAACCAUUGGGGAAUGUGAUUCACCAGGACUUAUUAAUGAAUCAAUCGAGUGUACUCAGCAACUUAUUACAAUAGUAGACGAUGUUCAUUAUAUAUUUCUUCGGGAAAAUAUUGACCAUUUUAAUAUCGUGGAAGAACUCACGAAUGAAGAAUUUAUUUUGACAAAAGUGAUACUAAAUAACAUCUUUCAUGAAGGUAUGGGGUAAAGCGAAGGAACACUGGAAAGAGGAGGGAGAAAAAAGGGGCAGAUUAUGUGGAAGGGAAGAAGAGGACCUGAGACAUGGAAAAAACACUGAAUGAGAAUGGAGAAGGACUAACAGAAUUAAAAGCAAUAAUAGAGAAGAGAAGGGCAAGGGCAAUACAGACGGGGGGAGGAAUGACAAGAAGGUAGCACAGCAAGGAGGCAGAAGACCAAAGUGGCAAUAAUGUGUAGUCAUAAGUUGCAAUAGUUUAUAGUCAUUAAUUUUAGCUGUUAGAGAUAAGAAUAUAACAAGGAGUGCAAUACAAUAAAUGUAAGAAAUGUAAACCGAAAGUUCGUCCAAAGCCGAAAGGCACAGACUAAAAAUAAAUAAUAAUAAUAAUAUA